CACUGUGUGACUGUGAUGUGAUGUGAGAUCGUUGACCGCUUAUUUUGCGUGAAAUAUUCUAAUUUUCAUAACGUAAUGAGCGUUAACAAAUUCGACGAUGUGCAUCCUUUAUCCAGUAGCUUGGACGAAGUGGAUAGUCCUCGGAAACGUUUGCAUAUUGAAAGCCCGGCUCGUAAAAGUUGGAGCUUGACGGACAGGAAAACUGAUCAGGAGGUGUUGCAAGAGAUGGGAGUAAGUUUUCUGGAUUCAGAUGAAAAUGAGCAGACUUGUGAGGUAGAACCAGUUGGCAGUCCACACAAACCAAAUCUCAAACGGAAACAUGACAUAGAGAACGUGAACCCAAAUGUGAACAGCAUCACUUCACCGCGCUCCAAGUUCAGUCCCCGGAGCCCCCGAGGCAAGAUCUGCAGCCCCAGUCCGGGGCCUUCUAAAGCCAAGAGCCCGAGGGCUGCGACAAAUGGAAGUGUAAAACCACUACACCCAACGGACCUAGAAUCAACAUUGCUCCACGACUAUGUAAUUGAAGAAGAGACUCCGAUGGGUCAGUCGGUGGCAGUUGCUCCUCGAUACCUGCCUGCGUCUCCGGGGCAGUCACCAUUGUCCAUCUAUACUGACACCAAGGAUGGACAGGAUAAGGAUAUGCAGAAGGACAACUGUCAUUCACCCAUAGCGGAGCUUCAACUGGCCAACUACCAGACCGGUGUGGACUCCUUCUCAGUGUUAUCAGACGAGAUGAUGCUGAGCGUGUUCAAGUGGCUACCCAAGCGGACCCUGGCUCACUGCAUGCUGGUCUGCAAAAGAUGGCACCGAGUGGCGUGCGACGAGACGCUAUGGCAAAGACUGGACUUAGGCAACAAAACGCUUAACAAAAACGCCUUAGAAAGGAUAUUAGGACGACUACCUGUUAUUGUUCGGCUCGCCAGUUCAGAGGUCGCAGAAUGGCACCCAACCUCACCACCAGAGCAGUCUCGAGUGCAGUACUUAGAUCUCAGCAUGAGUACCAUAGACCCUCGCACACUGGACUGCCUUCUAGAACGAUGUGGAGGGGUCAAGAAACUCAGCCUGGAGAGUAUUAGGGUGCAGGACAGCACGUGUGAACUUAUUGGUAAAUGUAGUAAUUUAGAAACGUUGAAUUUGACGAUGGCGCAAGGAGUCACGGCCGAAGGAGUGACUGCGAUACUAGAAGGCUGUGUUAGUUUACAAUCACUGAACAUAUCUUGGUGCAACCUAAGCGAAGCGGCGCUGACGGUGCUUGUAUCAAAAUUGCCACAGAAAUUGCAGCGGCUCAAUCUGGGCGGAGCCAGGAUUAUGACUGACGAGAUGGUAGCGACCCUGUGCUCUCGAGGUUCCCGUCUGCUAGAACUGGACUUAUCAGACUGCUCCCGCCUGGGAGCCAAAGCGGUGACCUCAGUGGCUUCCCUGCCCCGGUUAGAACACCUCGCGCUGAGCCGGUGCUAUCUGCUGCCUCCACACGUGCUCACCAAGCUGAGUAGUAUGCCGUCGCUACAGUAUCUAGAAGUGUGGGGGAUGCUCCAGACAGCCUCGCUCACCGCGCUUCGGGCUGCCUUACCCGCCAUACAAGUCAACCAGUUCAUGUUCAGUGCGAUAGCGCGGCCGACCGUUGGUGCCAGAAGAACAUCCAUAUGGGGACUGCGGACUAGAGACUGACUUACAUAUUAACAUAAUAUAUCUUUUACUAACCUCCUAGGGCCCACAGUCCUACAUACGGAAUCAUUUUGUAAGUACUAGCCAAUCUUUGCAUAGUGAAUUUUGAGGUCAUAAUUAACUCCUUUUACGAUGGGACAAAGACCUAUAUAACUUCGUAGAGACAGAUAAAGUCUAAGAAAAAAACGUACCCCAAAACCAUACAGAAAAAGGUACGGUGAGCUAGA
Leguminivora glycinivorella is the source of this 1892-nucleotide messenger RNA. It is a transcript of the gene Skp2, whose product is annotated as S-phase kinase-associated protein 2. Lineage: Eukaryota; Metazoa; Arthropoda; Insecta; Lepidoptera; Tortricidae. Bases 76 to 1668 code for a protein of 530 amino acids. Gene Ontology annotation, cellular component: SCF ubiquitin ligase complex. Gene Ontology annotation, biological process: SCF-dependent proteasomal ubiquitin-dependent protein catabolic process. Gene Ontology annotation, molecular function: protein binding. The record is from RefSeq and is a predicted model, not a curated record. The transcript is spliced from 14 exons.